Molecule: messenger RNA, 5778 nt
Organism: Ornithodoros turicata
Lineage: Eukaryota; Metazoa; Arthropoda; Arachnida; Ixodida; Argasidae
Product: semaphorin-1A-like
Exons: 21
Coding region: 326-2731 (801 amino acids)
Biological process (GO): axon guidance; positive regulation of cell migration; neural crest cell migration
Molecular function (GO): chemorepellent activity; semaphorin receptor binding
Source: RefSeq, a predicted model, not a curated record
CACGCCGGAGAAUAUGGGGAAGGGAGCACUCUCGGUCGCGUCCGUUGUGCUUCGGAUGGUGGAUGCCGUUUGUGCUGGAUAUUCUGUUGUGUUUCUGUUGUCAAGUGCAGUGAAUUCCGGCAUCAUGUGCGCUUAGCGCAAAACUGUUGACAUAUCGUGGGUUGGAUUUUACUCUCUGCUUCCUGCGUGUUUUCUACGUUUGCGUCUGGUGUGUUUGUGUGCUCACCCGUUUGAGUUCACCGCACGGAGACACGGCGAGAGGAGCCAAGGUGGCGGAAGAUGAGCAGAAUAACGAGAUGAGGUGGCUCAAUUGAGGGAGGCCCUGAUGGGCCCCAAAGACAGGAAUCCGCGGGGGACCUUCCCCACGGGCUCAUGGUUCCUGAUCUUCCUUUGCUUGUGCUGGUCGCCCACGACGCUCGGGGCCUGGCAGGACAGGAUAGCCGCCAAGCUACGCAUCACACAAAUACCUCCUGACUUGGUUCAUAAAUUCCGAGGUAACCAGACACAAAGCGACCACUUCAAACUCCUGGAACAAGAUGGGGAGAAUUUGCUUGUGGGUGCAAGAAACAUGGUGUACAAUAUCAGCCUUUCUACACUAGAGUUGCGAAAGAAAUUGGAAUGGUUUUCGCAAGACCAUGACAUAAUGAUGUGCAAUUUAAAAGGAAAAUCAAAGGAGGUUUGCCAAAACUACAUCAGAGUUCUUGCCAAGAAGUCAGACAAUGUUGUCCUUGUGUGUGGCACAAAUUCCUACAAGCCACUUUGCAGGGAUUAUACAGUUUCUCCGGAUGGGGAUUACGUAAUGAAAGAAGAGAAGCCAGGAGAAGGGCUGUGCCCGUUUGAUCCCAACCACAACAGCACAUCUACAUUUGCUGGGCCUCUCUCACAAAGGACAGACGGGGACCUGUACGUUGCCACCGUGGGCCAGUUUUCCGGGGCCGAUCCGUUCAUCUACAGGAAACCCCUGCGAACUGAGCCAUUUGAUCUCAAACACUUAAAUGCUCCCAAUUUUGUAAGUUCCAUCCACUACGAAGACUACGUGUACUUCUUCUUCAGGGAGGCAGCAGUGGAGUACAUAAACUGUGGGAAGACUAUCUAUUCUCGGGUUGCUCGAGUGUGCACAAACGAUAAAGGAGGUCCACACAAGUUCCAACAGCGCUGGACUUCGUUCCUGAAAGCACGCUUGAAUUGCUCUAUGGGUGGAGAUAUCCCAUUCUACUUCAACGAAAUACAAUCAACCACUCCUAUUAUUGAAGGGACCUACAACGGCCGGGAUGCCAAAAUCAUCUAUAGUGUCUUCACAACUCCACACAACAGCAUCAGUGGUUCUGCAGUGUGCGCAUUCCGCCUGGAAGACAUACAGCGAGUGUUUGAAGGCAGCUUCAAGGGCCAGGAAGACAUCAACUCUAACUGGCUACCUGUCAUCAGCUCGAAGGUGCCAGAGCCUCGCCCUGGACAGUGUGUGAACAACUCCAAAAGUCUUCCCGAUGUUACACUGAACUUCAUCACAAAUCACCCACUUAUGGACCAGGCUGUGCCAUCUUACUGGGGAAAUCCCAUCCUUAUUCACACAGGAUUUGACUACCGGUUCACGUACAUAGCAGUUGAUCCUCAAGUUGAAACUGUGAAUGGCAAGAAGUACGAUGUCCUCUUCAUUGGGACUGAUAGAGGACGUGUACUCAAGACGGUGAACACGUCCGGUGUAGGGGGCGAGGGGACACCCGUGGUAGUGGAGGACUCAGUUGUGUUUCACGAUGAGGUCCCCGUCACCAACCUGCUGGUGCACCACACCCUGUACAGCGCCCGACUGGUAGUGGUCACCCACUCCGAGAUUCAGUCCAUCCCCCUGUUUGCCUGUGACCGCUAUGCCAAGACAUGUGGUGACUGUGUUGGUCUGCGUGACCCCUACUGUGCCUGGGACUCAGACAACAGUGCCUGCAUCAAUCCACCCCUCAGGUCGAGACAGAGGGACAGCUUUGUACAGAAUAUUGAGGAAGGCUGGGACCAGCGUUGUGGACAAGGAGGGCCCCAGGACAUGGCACAACUUUCUUCAGUCAUGACCACCACAGCCGAAAGCGUUUGUCCUCCUUGCGACUGCAACUGCCCGGCAGUUCCGACCGUACCCUCUUUCACUCCACCCCCUCCUUUGACAUCUCCUGACGAUGAUCAGAGCAACAGCGUUGAUCUUACGGAAGAGUUGAACAGAAUCAGUAGAGGCCAGCUGUUUGGGCACCCUCCUCCUGCGGCAGGCAAGGGCCCGCAUCGAUCCCCUCACCAGUUCCCAGGAGGAGCCGUGGGUUCGGACGACAACUCGCGGACGGUGGUGCACGGACUGGGUGGGCAUGAAGUGGGCAUAUCUGGAGCUUCAGUGCAUGGUUCUCAAGGUCCCAAGGGGUCGUCCCAGGACUAUACAGCAGAGACGUUGGCCAUCGCCGUGACUACGAGCAUCGUCUCCUCCCUAGUUGUCGGCUUCAUCAGUGGUUACAUCUUCAGCCGGCGCUGCCGCAACGACGAAGAUCCCGAUGACACCUGCCAACCCGACGAUUAUGCCCGGUAUCUGGACCGCGGAAGCGACUUGCACACCGAGGGGUUCCUCGCCCCUGCGACGGGGCGCCAUCACAACAACGCCAAGCCCAUCAACUUGGUGCUCAACGUACCUCCAAAAAACGGCAAGAAUGCAAACAGCUCCGCAGAUAACAAGCCCGUUCAGAAGGUGAAGAAGGUCUACUUAUAGCCAGCAACAUCUUCACACUGAAGGAAACAAUAUGCAAUGACUUACUUAUCACCACAGUGGCUAACUUCUCAGUUGUAUAAUUGUGUGCGUGCGUGUGUGUGAGCGUGCAUACCACCGAAUUUCAAUGCCUUUACGUGGCAACACGGCGUUGUAGCCAACUUAUUACGAAGAGAAACACGUCCUACGAAUAGACUUAGUGUCCAGACUUGGUGUCCAUUUUUUCGAUCUUGAAAACCUCGGUGAAAACAAGUGACGUUUUGACUGCUUUGUGGCAAAGACUGCGAGAAUGUGUCGAGCUAACAACAUUUGUGAUGUGCAUAGAGAAGCAGGACAGUGCACAUCGUGUGUCCAGCACUGCAAAUUGUGAACGUCGCGGUAAAGCCAAAAAAAAAGAAAAGGUGAACCAGAAGACUACAGGAGGUGACGAGUGUUAAACUCACUGCGUUUCCGUAACUGCGGAGCGACACGCUAGGCUGGAAAGCAACGAGGCAUCUAGUCGCACGAGCCUCGAGGGUCGGAUCUUCCAAGGCUAGUGCUUGCGUGGAAAGAAAAAAAUUAAUAAAAAUAUAGCGACACUGUGCCACACGAAAAAAGGCAAACAGAAAGAAGCCGUACGGCUCUCUGGACAGCUUGUGUUUAUUAGUCGCAUUUUCAAAUUCCCCCAAAUUCUUCUUUCCUAUGCUACACAGUGCCGUGACAGCUGGUACUGCCAGUUUAUGUGGUGAUUUUUGUUGAUGUAAAGUAGUUGUGUGCAGUUUUGAUGUGUAUUUACGCCCUUCUUGUGAAAUUCUCACAUUCCACUGGAACUUUGGCAGAUGAGGGAAAUGAGCAUCAUUUUUAUAACUUAUCAGAAUUAAUUUUAUUUUGCGCUCUAACGCCACUAUUGCAAAAAUUUUUUGACGAAAGAUGAACUUUUACGUUGCAUCACAUAAUUAAAAUGCUUAAUGGCUCUAAGUAUAAUUUUUAAAGUGCCACUCUGGACUAAAUGAAUGACUGUUACUUCAUUUCAUAUCAUAAGUCAGUGUCGUCAGUGAACAUUACACACCUCCGAAAAUAUUUUGAAACAAAAAAAUCCAUGCAAAACUUCAUAGACGAGAUCUUUCAAAACUUUGCUAAACUUUCAGAAGCAACAAGAGUAGGUGAUGUUCUCUAACAUAUGUCUCCCAACACAGUGUCAUGCACCUUCACGGUCUCCGCUCCCCUCCUCACUUUCGAAGACUUCCAGCAACUGUGGUGAGGAGUCGGGGAAGCGUCCUUUUAGGAGCAGCGUUUCGAGACGGAUAACUGAUUGUGCAUAUUGUGACCUCACACUUCACAAAAUUAGAGUUAAUUCUGGAAUACUUCCGCAUAAAAUGGAGAGAGAAAAUGUUUUCUGAGAAUACAAUGUGAGGGAUUCUGGUGGGAUUCCGGCGACACAACAUUUAGUCAGUGGUGGCACUUUGAGGGUCUGUCUGUAGCCGAGCACGAGCAGACACGCCCCAUCUUAAUUGUACAUUUUUUAUUUUUAUGUUUUUCUGUACAGAAUACUCUCUAUGCUCACAGCUGAGCCUCGGAUUCCUAGUCUUUGAAGACCAGGCUGGUUAUUUGUAAGGCACUGGAUGUUUACUUUGCUCAUUCUUAAGUGUUGUCAUUCUUUCACUUUUUCGUAUCAUGUUGGCUUGAUUAUUUGUACAGAGAAGUGAACAAACAUUUAAUGGGCAUAUCUGUGACGCCAGGCCGUAAUGGGUGCCUUUUUCUAGACAGUAAUUCAUAAGAUCAGUUGACGUUCCAGCUUGCUGGCAAAGCUAUAUACAUCUAAAUCAUGGAUGCUGAAGCCCUGAUUGCUACCAUAGAUACAAGAGGAUGCUCUGCUGAUAACAAACGGUAUUGCGCAGCAUGCUUAGUGCGCUAUUAAGGUGUUGAUCCUGCACUACAUGAAAUGUGCUUCUGUAGGCUGUAUGCAGUGACAUGCAUAGGCAUCGGUAGCAUUACAGUGAUCCAAAGAUUCCAGAGGUGGACUGUAGAGGUGUCAUUGCUAAAUUGUUAAAUUUAUUAUCUGUACCAGUGAAUUUAAACAUUUUUCACCAGAUUGCACUGUGAAACCUGCUGAUAACAAUGCUGCGAAUACAACCACAAUACAUACUUCCACUGUGGUUCCAAAAUUCGUAUGGUUUAUAGCCCAGGCUGAAGUCCUGGUUCUGGCAGCCAUUUUCUUCGUCAGGCAUUCACGGUAUCAGCUACUGUACUAAAAACUUAAAUUUAAAUGAGUAACUGCUGUUCUCCACAUGUUUCAGUAUGCAGGAUUGUUUUAAGCAGGUUUUGCCGUGGUUGCAAUCUGCUCGGGUACUGCAGGGAGAGCUGUUGAUUGGCCACAUCGCGGGCCAUUUAUGAACUGUUCUUGUAGUUCUACAUACAUUUGAAUGGAUAGACACCUUUUGAAAGCAUUUUUGACUUUUAGAAGUCUUCUAAACUCUAAUGCUCGCAAUUGAUACUGGUUGUCGAAUAAAAAGGUAAUUGUCACAUGAUUCAUAAGUUAGACACCGACUACACAAUAUCAUUGAAAACAAUUUCAGAUGUCUUGUACAUGUAGGCAGCUUUCAUCAUAUAAUGUAUGUACAUUAUCUUGUGUUCAUUCAGUCUGCGCAGUGCUGUCUUUGUUUUGCAACCUGUUUUGUAAGAAAACUGAAUAAUGUGCGAGAGUCUGUAAAUACCCAUCACAUUAUGCCCACAAAACACGCUCUUGCGCAUGUGUACUAUUUUGCUUUUCAUCAUCUGUCAUUCAUGAAAGAGCUGCCAAGUAAACUUUUGUCAAAUAGCUACCAUCCUCGUCCAGUAAUAAUACUAUAGUGACAAUAAUGUUGUACACAACCCUGCCCUCCUUCAAUAGGUUACUUACGAUGAUGUAGGAAAGUGUGUGCAAAUUAUCUUCUUUAUUUGCAGCAACGCAAGAGACAGGAAUGGUAGUAAUGACGCAGAAACUGUAAGUGUACACGCCCUCAGAUAACUGACAUAUUGUUGUACAGGUACGUUGAUGUUAAUAUCAUAAUAAAAAUUUUCAUGGUCCAGCA